Dictyostelium purpureum is the source of this 162-nucleotide messenger RNA. RefSeq lists its product as uncharacterized. The transcript has a single exon. The record is from RefSeq and is a predicted model, not a curated record. NCBI's taxonomy places the organism in Eukaryota, Evosea, Eumycetozoa, Dictyosteliales, Dictyosteliaceae. The annotation marks the transcript as partial.
AUGGAUGGUAAUAAAAUAAUAACCGAGGAAAAUGAAAAUGAUUUCGUUUUUAAAUUAAAGGUAUUGUUCAAUCAGUUGGUUCAUAUUCCAACAAUGCUUGCAACACUUAAAAAUGAAAUUUCCCCCAAUUUUUUGAAAAGGAAAACAAAUAAAUUAAAUUUA